Molecule: messenger RNA, 1688 nt
Organism: Aspergillus vadensis CBS 113365
Lineage: Eukaryota; Fungi; Ascomycota; Eurotiomycetes; Eurotiales; Aspergillaceae
Exons: 1
Coding region: 168-1565 (465 amino acids)
Source: RefSeq, a predicted model, not a curated record
CAACUCCCCCAGGCCUCUCAAUAUACCGCUCCUCCCCUCUUUUCCUCCAUCAUGUCUCUUCCAUUGCGCAAGGAUUUGCAGCCUCCAGACCAGAUUCGAUAUGUCUGCAGGUGCUACUUAAUCGUCACCUUGUUCGCAGUCACAAAGCUUCAUCCCGGCCUCAAAUAAUGCCCUAUCUGCUAUUCUUUGCGCUCCUUCCCCGCCUCAUUACUGCUGGCUCAGUAUCUAAGGAGCAGUUGAAUCCUGUCCGUCGAAACAGCUAUCCCAUCACUCCAGCCGUGGACGAGUCGCUCCUGGCCAUCCAGAUUGGAGGCAUCGUCGGUGCAUACGUGAUCUUCGUUGCUGUACUUCUUUCGCUGCUCCUCUUCGUGGGCCGCCGUCUGCGACGAGCCGUCCUCUCCUCCAACUACUCGCUCCACGUCGAGAUGAUGAAGCCCGUGAAGCCACCUCCCAGCAUGGACCCCAGUCCCGUCACCCCGAUCUCCGUCAACCUGCCCAGUCCGGGCCCUCGAAGCUUCAGCAGGUCCUGGAGCAGCCUCGGCAAAGGCUCUCGCUCCCACGCCUCAGGGACUACCACCAGCGUCGCCACAAUCGACGAAUCCGUCGUAGCAACUGACCGCCAGCGCGCUCAGGAGGACUUGGAGAUGCUCUACGCUGCCGUGAUGGAGCAUGACGCACAGAAAGAAGCUGCCGCCGCAGCUAGGGGUGCCAACCAAGACUCCUCCGAUGGAGAUGAAGCUGUAGCAGCAGCAGCAGAGAAGGAGAUUCCCUCUCCAGACAGCAUUCCCACGAACCCAUUCACAGAUCGCUCCUCGCACGUCUCCUCCAACAACUCCCCUCUGAUGAGCCCGCGGUCCAGCGGCCGGCUAUCCCGCAUCUCCUCCCUUUCGCUGUUCAACCUCAAGUCGCAGAACCAGAACCAAUCAUCAAGCAACAGCAACAGCAGCAAACUGCGUUCUCCACGACCCUUCCCUCUCCGCAAACUCUCAAUCUCCUCCCCCGUCGCCUCCCCAUCCUUCCAGGCCGACCAACCCCCCUUAACCCCAAGACACUACAAUCCUCCACCCCGACCCCCAGCACCUCCUCUCCCAGUAGCAACGCCUGCAAUUGCUGCACAAAAGCAGCAACAGCCAUCCCUCCCCCAAAUCAACACCCAACCUCCUCCCCUCCCAACUCCCCGUCUCGAGCCACCCCGCGCCAAAGAAAGAUCCCCGCGCGGGCCCGUCCCUCCUCCCCUAACCCUAACUACUCCCACAGGGAGCAACACAACCCACCACGGCCGCAGUCCAUCAUCAUCGCUACCCUUCCGUGACGCUUACCCGCUUCAGAGCGCACCAGCCACGAAGCUCACAGUUCUGGAGAGGCCAAUGAAACAGCUGAAUGGGCCGAGGACGGGCAUGCCCACGCCGUAUAGUCCGUACAUGCCGUUCACGCCAGUGACGCCGCUGACACCCAGCUCGAUGAUUACGAAGAGGCAAAGACGGAGGGCGGAAAAGGAGAGCGGGUUGAAGGUGUUGAAUGAGGAUGAUUUGGUCAGGGAUGACGGGGAUAUGUGGGGGUAUUAGCUUCUUCUAUUCAUUUCUCUUCCUGUGAUUCUUUUCUCUUGUGACUGGUGAUGAUUUUCCGGGAAUUAUACUGCUUCUCUGGUUAUGUUGUAUGUGGUUAUGCUUGAUUUAUGAAUAUACGAG